Messenger RNA from Stylonychia lemnae, 819 nucleotides. The record is from the annotation of a GenBank genome assembly. NCBI's taxonomy places the organism in Eukaryota, Ciliophora, Spirotrichea, Sporadotrichida, Oxytrichidae.
AUGAACUUCACAAAAAGACUAAUAUCCGCUCCUCAUUCAACUGUGGAUGACAUUAAGAAAUCAUAUUAAUAGUCAAAUCACCUUUAGAAUUUGCCAGAAAUAGCUAUAUGUUAGAGACAUAAUGAAAGAAAGGUUGCUCUUGAUUAGUUGACUAAUUAGUAGAUUUGCAAUAAAUGCUUAUUUGAGAAUUAAAAGAUCAAACUCGAAAACUCUUAAAAUCAGAACCCACUGUUCACUCCUCUAAUUACCAAAGACAUAAAAAAAAGGUAUGAUCAGUAGCUAGCUAUCUAUAAAGAUAAUCUAUAGAAAGUUCAAUUCAUAUAAGAAGAUUAUGUGAAACAAAAAUUAACAAGUGAAGUAUAAAACUAUUUUAAAGAGCUCAAGCAUUAGCUGACAUUAAUAUAAACUCAACUAAACAAUAAGAUACAAAGUUCUGAAAGCCUGAAACAACUUGAAGAUCUUAUGGAGAAAAACAAGGAUUUGUUUUCAGAAAAGGCAGGGUCCCAGUUCUACUAAAUCAAGUCCUAAUUUGAUGGUAAGAUCGAAAGGUCAAGAUUUUCAUCAAUUAUUACUCACAAGGAAUUUUACAAGAGUAUCCUAGAAAAAGUAGAUCUCUCUAUUGUUGAUAUGAAUCAAACAUUCGAUCAGAUCAAGCAACUCUGCGGAUAGGUACUAGUUUUAUAGCAUAAUUAUGAUCAAGUUAUCAGCGAAAACUUUGAUAUGCUUAUAGAUGAAUCAUUUGCAGUUGACUAGCCAUUAUAUGAAGACGAAGUUAAUAUUCAGGAAGUAAUUCUUGAUGCAAGUUAAAUGAUAAAUUGA